This is a messenger RNA of Cuculus canorus (common cuckoo), 1773 nucleotides long. RefSeq names its product delta-like protein 3. Bases 1 to 1704 code for a protein of 567 amino acids. Gene Ontology annotation, biological process: heterophilic cell-cell adhesion; establishment or maintenance of epithelial cell apical/basal polarity. Lineage: Eukaryota; Metazoa; Chordata; Aves; Cuculiformes; Cuculidae. Gene Ontology annotation, cellular component: plasma membrane; protein-containing complex. The record is from RefSeq and is a predicted model, not a curated record. Gene Ontology annotation, molecular function: calcium ion binding. The transcript has 9 exons.
AUGGCUGCACUGCUGCUUGGAGCCAUCCUCACCCUCCUGAGCGCCCCAUGGACGGAGGGUUCGGGAGAGCUGGAGCUGCGGGUGCUGUGGGCACGGGGGGAGGCGGGGGGUCCAUGUGGGGGUUCCCCCCCCCCCUCCUGCCUCCUCCUCUUCCGCCUUUGCCUUCGCCCACCCGGGGGGGGCGGAUGCAGUCUGGGGGUCACACACAGCCCCCCUGGACCCCCCCCCACCCCAAGGGCCCCCCGAGUGCUGCGACUGCCUUUUGCCUUCCCAUGGCCGGGCACUGUGUCCCUCGUCAUCGAGUCCUGGCGGUUGGAUGAGGCCGAAGGCUCCGGGGCCCCCCCGAUGCGGCUGUUGGGCCGCGCACGGUCCCGGUGGCGGUUGGUUCCAGGGGGGCCGUGGUGGGGGGGGACCGGGGGGGGCCUCGUUUUCCGCGCCCGCCUUCGCUGCCGCCCCCCCUCCCGCGGCCCCCACUGUGCCCCACAACCCCCCCCAAGGCCCUGCUGGACCCCCCCUGCCUGCCCGGAGCCCCUCCACUGCCGCAGCCGCCGUGGCUGCCAGGACCCCUGCGCCUCUCCCUGCACCAGUGGGGGCUCCUGCAUGGGUCCUGGCUGUGCCCCCCCUGGUGCUGCGGUGCCACCGGCAACGACUCCAUCUGUGUCCCUGCUGUCCCCGGCGGUCGCUCUGAAGGCCACGGUGGUGGCACCGGUGGCUCUGGAAGUAUUGAUGGCACCAGCGGUGACACCACAACCACCGUCAGUGGCCCUGGUGGCACCGAUGGCCCCGGUGAUGGCCCCGGAAGCACCGUCGGUGGCUCUGGUGGCACCCAUGGCCCCGGUGGUGGCACCCGAAGCACUGUCGGCGGCCCUGGUGGCACCAAUGGCCCCAAUGGUGGCACCGAUGGUACCAAUGGCCCCCGUGGUGGCGCCAGAACCACCGUCGUCGGCCCUGGUGGCCCCAAUGGCCCCUGUGGUGGCCCCAGAAGCCCCUUUGGUGUCUCCAGUGGCCCCGUCGGUGGCGUUGGAGGCUGCGGCAAUGUCCCCGUCGGUGUCCCCGUGCGCGUUGGGUCCCUGUUUCAACGGGGGUUGGUGUGUCCCAACCUCCAGCACCGGCUACACCUGUCGCUGCCGCCAUGGCUACCGCGGCUCCAACUGCGAGCGCCGCGCCGACCGCUGCCACCACGGCCUCUGCCUGCACGGCGGCCAUUGCCAGGACCUGGGCCGGGGUCCCCUUUGCAAAUGCCGCCCGGGUUUUGUGGGCCGUCGCUGCGAGAUCAACACCGACGACUGUUCUCCGAAUCCUUGUGCCAAUGGUGGCACCUGCCAAGACGGCGCCAACGCCUUCACCUGCUCAUGUACCCUCGGCUACGCCGGUCCCACGUGCCGCCAUCGCGCUGAUGCCUGUGCCUCGCGCCCGUGCCUCCACGGCGGCACCUGUUUCACCCACAUCUCGGGCCUCGUCUGCGCCUGCGCCCCCGGAUUCAUGGGCGCCCGUUGUGAGGAGGAAGUGGGGGGCACCCCCAGACCGCCCCGUGCACCCCCUUUUGCCGUUGCCGCUCUGCUGCCUCUCGCCCUUGUGGCGCCCACUGUCGCCCUCGCCGUGGCCGCCCGGCGCCUGCGCAGCAGCCGCUCCACGCGCAGUGUAGGGACCCCGGUCAAGAGCCCCCCCGGGGGAGAGCAGCCGCCCCGCGCCACCCGAGUGUGACCGGCGCUGAUGGAGCCCCUUUGGGGGGGUGGGGUGUCAGGAUUGAUACCAUUAAAGCUCUUGGAGGCG